This is a messenger RNA of Gekko japonicus, 957 nucleotides long. RefSeq names its product orofacial cleft 1 candidate gene 1 protein homolog. The record is from RefSeq and is a predicted model, not a curated record. The transcript is spliced from 8 exons. The coding region runs from base 1 to 957 and encodes 318 amino acids. Gene Ontology annotation, cellular component: perinuclear region of cytoplasm. NCBI's taxonomy places the organism in Eukaryota, Metazoa, Chordata, Lepidosauria, Squamata, Gekkonidae.
AUGAGGGUAAUCCCUGGCCAUGCCCUCGGGCUGGGCAUACCACUUGACCCUCACGUCAAGAUCCCUCACGAGGAUCCCCAGCUCAGGAAAAUGGGCACACGGGCCGGCUUUCCUGAUAAUGGAACUGGCCCCAUGCUGAUACUGCCAAGUUGUGACAAAGAAAAUAAUGAAACAAGCCCACGUGCAAAUCCCUUCGAACGAUGCCAUGUCGCUCAACACCGGAAAGAUGGCAAGAGGGGUGGUGCUGUGCCUUUAGUAACAGCAGAAGCAUUUCCUUACUUCUGCGUCUCUGAAAUGCAAGGGCAGGAAGGCACGGGUGAGGAGAAGUUCCAGCAGAAGGCUCAGAAACAAACUAAGCAGAAGAAAUCCAAGUCGGCUGAAUUUCUGAUGGGCAAGGAAGAGAGAGCUGCAACAGAAGGCAUUGCAAAUCCAGCUUUUAACAUCAGCAGCACAGAUCUUUCAGCAUCUCAGACUUCAGAGGAGGAAAUUAUUAGACAUGACAAGCUGGAUCGCACCCGUGCAGCUCACCAACAAAAACUUGGGCUGCAAGCCCAAGCUGAACCAAGAGGAAAUGAAUGCAGCCGAAAUUACUUUGACCCUCUGAUGGAUGAGGAAAUAAACCCAAGGCAGUGUGGGAUGGAGGUCAGCGAAGAAGGUGAGGUGGAAUUAAAUGAGAGACUUGUCUAUGAGAAACUGAUGACAUUAUUUUAUGAAGAGAACAGCAUGACGGGAUCACGAGUGCCAAAGGAUGAUGAAGGCAUUUCAGAUUCUGUACAUCCUGUCAGCUAUAGUAGAACCGGUGAUCUUUGUGAGGAAAUAGAAGAUGAAGAGACUCUGCCUUACAUAGAACACUUUGAUAAGGAAGUUCAAGAUGAGAUGAUUGUCCUUGACAACUUGCUGCUGGAACAGGUCAGAAUGAAGAACCAAGAGAAUGCAUCUCCAGAGCCUCCACUUUGA